GCAGAGAUGGAGUUUCUGCAGAAUCAUCACGCGGUCAACACCUCCGAACCGCCGUACACCCUCGGUACAGGUUCGGUGGGCAGCAUCGAGGCGACGAUCCCGUCCGGGUUGUGUACAGGCGGCGGCCCGACGACGCUGAGCGUGCUCUCCGGCGACGAGGCCGCGUUAACCGUCGACGGCGGCAGCCAGCAGACCGAGGAGGCGGCGGCGGCCGCGGCGGUGGCGGCGGCAGCGGCCCUCGGCGCUCUGCAAGGCACGCUGCGUCUCCAGGAUCUGCAGGACGGCUCGCCGGCGGAUGACAUCGAGCAGCAGCAUCAGCAGCAGCUCUCGAGUGCCGGUCAGGGCCAAGUGAGCGAGUUCGGCGCGAGCUUCUGGGUCGACGACAUGGCGGGCUUUCCGUUGCCCCCGCUCGACCUCGACCCGUUGCCCCCUGGCCUCUUCAGCCCGUGCUCGGGCACGUACAACUGGGGCUGCACGCGCGGCGAUUGCAUGCCGAGGGGCGUAAGCAACGGCGCGAAUGGCGAGGGUGUCGCCGACGUCCUGCUGUCGCUCAAGCACGCGGUGGUGCAUCCCGGCAGUCCCACGGCGGGAUAUUAUUCCACCGGGCCGUCCGCCACCGCCGGCCAUCACUAUUCGCCGCAGGAUUACGUGCAGAAUCUGGGACCCAGCUCGGUGCCGCCGGUCGGCGCCCAUUACGGUACCACGCCGGCUAUGUCCGUCAACGUCUCCAUGAACAUGACGAUGAACAUGAACAUGCACUCCGGGUACGAGCAGAGCUAUUCGUCGGCGUGGGGCGUGGAACCGCUUCUGAGUCCCGCCCCGCAAUACAAUCCGGUGGAGGCGGCAGCGCAGACGAGGGUGAAUUCGGCCGCGCCGGCCGCCGCCAAUAGCCUGAUCGCCACCACCGGCAGCGGCCACCCCCAUUCGCACCCCCAACAGCAUCAUCGGCUGCAGCUCGCCGGUGGUGAGCAUGCGACGAUCUGCGUCGGUACCGCCGGCCCGGCGACCGUCGCCGCAGGCAUCAACCCCGUAGGCGGCGGCGUCGGCGAGGACAACGGCAGGCCGAACCUCUGCAGGAUUUGCGGCAAGUCGUACGCCAGGCCGAGCACCCUCAAAACUCACCUGCGCACCCACUCCGGCGAGAAGCCGUUCAGGUGUCACGCAUGCUCGAAGGCGUUCAGCCAGGCGGCGAACCUGACGGCGCACGCGAGGACGCACUCCGGCGAGAAGCCGUUCCGGUGUCCGGUGUGCGACCGGAGAUUCUCGCAGAGCAGCUCGGUCACCACGCAUAUGAGGACGCACUCGGGCGAACGACCUUAUAGGUGUCGGUUUUGCAAGAAGGCGUUCUCCGACAGCUCGACGCUUACCAAGCACCUGCGAAUUCACUCCGGUGAGAAACCGUACCAGUGUAAGCUGUGUCUGCUUAGAUUUAGUCAAAGCGGUAAUCUCAAUAGGCACAUGAGAGUCCACGGCAGCUCCCUGACGUGACACAGUCCGGCACCGGCGCUGGCACAGUCCGGCAGUGCGACGACGAUGAUCGGCGACAACUGCGGCGCGGCGCGUCACCUGCCCAGGUG
Molecule: messenger RNA, 1577 nt
Organism: Dinoponera quadriceps
Lineage: Eukaryota; Metazoa; Arthropoda; Insecta; Hymenoptera; Formicidae
Product: protein glass-like
Exons: 6
Coding region: 7-1488 (493 amino acids)
Cellular component (GO): nucleus
Source: RefSeq, a predicted model, not a curated record